ACCUAAAUGUACACGUCAACCUACAUUCGAAAACAUUGCGACUGUUAUUAAAUCUGAAGUGAAUAAUUAAACCACAAAACUGGCAAGAUCAACAAUGCGAAGGGCCCAUGCCGGUAACUACUAUGAACCGCUAUCACAGAACUCGAACGAGGUCGAAGAUGAAAACGAUCGGAUGACGAAUGAGCUCAAGGAGAAAAUCGGAGCCCUAAAGUCCCUUUCGAUUGAUAUUGGCAACGAGGUCAGAUACCAAGAUAAACUUCUUAACGAUGUUGACGAUGACUUGGAACGCACUGGCGGAUUUCUGGGUAAAACUAUGGGCAGAGUUUUAAAACUAUCGAGAGGCUCACACAAUUAUUAUAUAUUUUAUAUGUUUCUGUUUUCAAUAUUUGUGUUCUUUAUUUUGUAUUUGGUCCUUAAAUUUAGGUAAGGUGAAUUGUAUAUAUACAUGCAAAAUAUUAAUAAUAUAUUUUAUGAGGCAAAGAAAUGGUUGUUAUUGCAUUAAGUGAUUUAAUUAUAAGGAUGUUUAUAAAAAAGUAUUUAUUAA
This is a messenger RNA of Aethina tumida (small hive beetle), 544 nucleotides long. RefSeq names its product BET1 homolog (gene Bet1). Gene Ontology annotation, cellular component: SNARE complex; Golgi trans cisterna. The transcript has a single exon. Gene Ontology annotation, biological process: endoplasmic reticulum to Golgi vesicle-mediated transport; vesicle fusion with Golgi apparatus. NCBI's taxonomy places the organism in Eukaryota, Metazoa, Arthropoda, Insecta, Coleoptera, Nitidulidae. The coding region runs from base 95 to 427 and encodes 110 amino acids. Gene Ontology annotation, molecular function: SNAP receptor activity. The record is from RefSeq and is a predicted model, not a curated record.